AUGAUUAUUUGCUUUCCUGUUUUCCAAUUUUUCUUUUUCUCUUUCAUUUCUUGUCAAUUUUCUCUCUUUCAUUCGUUUUCAUUUAACUCUCCCCCUCUCCCCCUCUCUCCCCUCUCUCUCUCCCUCUCUCUCUCCCUCCCUUUCCCCUCUUUCCCCCUUUUCUCCCCCUCUCUCCCCCACCCUCUCCCCUCUAUCCCCCAUCUCCCCCUCUCUUUCCCCUUUAUCCCCUCUCUCCCCCACCCUCCCCCCACCCUCUCCCCCCCUCUCCCCCUCCCCUCUCCCCUCUAUCUCCCCCCCCCUCUCCCCCCCUCUAUAUCCCCUCCUUUCCCCCUCUCCCCCCAACCUCUCUCUCCCCCUCCCCCUUUCUCCCCUUCUCUUUCCCCCUUUCUCCCCCUCUCCCCCACCUCCCCCCUUUCUCCCCCUCCCCCACCCUCUCCCCCUCUUUCCCCCCCUCCCUACCUCUCCCCUCUCUCCCCCACCCUCUCCCCUCUAUCUCUCAUUUAUUCUAUUCUUUUUCUCUCUCUCUCUUUUAUUUCUCUUGUCCGUUUUUUCCUCUCUCUUUCUUUCACCUUUUUUUCACCCAAUGUCAUUUUCUUUUUCUUCAUCGCAUUCCUCUCUCUUUUUCAUUCUUCCUUCUUCUUUCAUUUUUUUUAUUCACUCUCGUUCAUGCAGUCUUUCAUUUCUCUCUUUCUUUCUUCUUUCUCAUUCUUUCAUUCAAUUUCUCUAUUUUUAUUCCUUUCUCUCUCUUCUUCUUAUUUUUUUCUCUCUCUCUCUCUCCCUCUCAGUCUCUAUCUCUCUCUAUCAGUUACAUAA
Acanthosepion pharaonis is the source of this 813-nucleotide messenger RNA. NCBI's taxonomy places the organism in Eukaryota, Metazoa, Mollusca, Cephalopoda, Sepiida, Sepiidae. The record is from the annotation of a GenBank genome assembly.